GAGUUGGCGGCAUUUGUCAAAUUCAAGAUGAAUAAGAAGCAGUAUAUCACUCUGAUUUUGUUGAUUCUCACCAUCAUUGUCUUUUUCAACCACCAGGAGUAUUUCUAUUGCAAAGAACCAGAACUAUCAUACUGGGAUGAGGUGAAAAUAUAUCUGAAUUUUAUGAAGAGACCAGAUCCCUGUCCUGGAAAUGAGGAAGUGACCAAGAUGGCAUUGGAGUUGUCCGGAUAUGUGGCAGUACUUGUAGCCUUACAUCUGCUGUUUAGAUACAUGUUUCUACGAAUUGAAAAUAGGCUGAAGGAAUGGUUGAUGAAGAACUGGAUGAUUGUUUGGGGAGUGAUCUUUAUACUAAUGUACAUUUGGGCUGCUCUCCUCUGCACUGGAAACUCCAUACUUAGAUUUCUAAAUCCUUGGAACAAAGAAUAUCAACAAAGACAGGUGUAGUCCUAAACUUCUUUGACCACUCAUCCUACAAGUGGUUUUAUGAUCCUGACCCAACACAUGGAGUAAAGAAACAACACCGGCAUACAGGAAAUGCCUACUUAAAAAGUGUCAAGUUUGUUGGCUUUAGCUCACAAUAUUUCUUAUUCUGCAUGGGCUUUUUGGAAAUUUAAACAAUUUCAAUUUCUUUGCAUUUGAAGACCUUUGCAUACACGGUACUUGAAACAUGUUACCCGAAAUAAUUGAAGCGUAAAUCAGGUACACGAUCAAGAAUUUAUCGUUUUUGUUACAUUUAUAGCCUUUUCUUUUUUACCAAUAUCCAUUUGUGAAUUUUAUAUACAUUUUUUUAAUCAAUAUUUUUAAGGAACCAAUUUAGGGUUUUAUUUGUGGAAUUAUUUUUUCUGAAUCAUGAAACAAAAAUUUUAAGAUUUUUGUUAUAUUCAGUAUAAGUGUAUUU
This is a messenger RNA of Saccostrea echinata, 898 nucleotides long. RefSeq lists its product as uncharacterized. The transcript is spliced from 4 exons. The record is from RefSeq and is a predicted model, not a curated record. Bases 28 to 444 code for a protein of 138 amino acids. NCBI's taxonomy places the organism in Eukaryota, Metazoa, Mollusca, Bivalvia, Ostreida, Ostreidae.